Myotis lucifugus (little brown bat) is the source of this 1547-nucleotide messenger RNA. RefSeq names its product biorientation of chromosomes in cell division 1 (gene BOD1). Bases 1 to 798 code for a protein of 265 amino acids. The transcript is spliced from 5 exons. The record is from RefSeq and is a predicted model, not a curated record. Lineage: Eukaryota; Metazoa; Chordata; Mammalia; Chiroptera; Vespertilionidae.
AUGAGUGCUGCAAACCUCCCGCCCCACAAGGCCUAUGCCAAAGGUGACGUCAUCGGAGGAGCGCCCGGGAUGGAGCGGGCGGCGUUGGCCGCUUAUUCCACCACCUCCGCAGCCUCAGAACCUGCCUCCUCCACCUCUUUCUCCGCCUCCGCCCCCCGUUUCCCCGCUGCUGCCCUCUCCUCCCCAUCUUCCUUCUCCCCCGCCGCCGCGGCAGCCGCAUUGGGUCUCCCUCGCGGGCCCGGGGCGCAGGCAUGGCGGGACGGCGGCGGCGGGGUCGCGGGGAGCGGCGGCGCGGGCCCGGCCUCGUCGGGGGCGGGGACGGCCGGGGCGGGCGGCGGGGGGAGCGGCGGCCCCAUCAACCCGGCCUCGCUGCCUCCCGGGGACCCUCAGCUCAUCGCGCUCAUCGUGGAGCAACUCAAGAGCCGCGGCCUGUUUGACAGCUUCCGCCGGGACUGCCUGGCCGACGUGGACACCAAGCCAGCGUACCAGAACCUGAGGCAGAAAGUGGAUAAUUUUGUGUCAACACAUCUGGACAAGCAGGAGUGGAACCCGACGAUGAACAAGAACCAGCUGCGGAACGGCCUGCGCCAGAGCGUGGUUCAGUCAGGGAUGUUGGAAGCUGGAGUGGACAGAAUCAUUUCUCAGGUGGUGGAUCCCAAACUGAACCACAUCUUCAGGCCACAGAUAGAGCGAGCCAUCCAUGAGUUCCUGGCGGCCAAGAAGAAAGAAGCCGCUCCAGCGCCCCCGCCAGAGCCGGAGAGCCAGGACGCCUCGGGCCCCGCCCAGGACGCCUCCUAAGACGAUGCCUGGCAUCUUCUGGAAGCUCCACUGAACAGUGGUGAAGUGGACUCAGUUCAUAACGGUACGGCUUCAGACGGAGACAGGCCAAGGUCGUCGCUGAUUUCACCUUUGACUUUGGGCUGUGGUCCACGCUGAUCGGGGAGCAAGUUUGGCGGCAGGAAUGCUGGCCUGUGUGCCCCUGCCACAUGGCCAGCCCGUCCCAGGGACCACACCAGCAGACACUACAGAGAACUAAAGAAACACUACAUCAACCAGGGUUGUCCUGAAACAGACCUUUAUACUUGAACUUGGACUCUGCGUGUGGGCUCUAGGGUUUGUGCUCGGGGGAAAACAAAAGCUGCAAUGGAGGAAGGUGAGCGGUCCCACGGGGGCAGCUCCUGGGAAGGGCCGCGGUGAGCUGGGAGGGGUCUGUGGCCGGGCUUGUUGGCAUUGCUUCUCAGAGUUGCAGACUAGAGUGUACAAGCCGUGCGCAUCGAACGGCUUUAAAGUUGUUGUGACCCUCUUGUGCGUGAACCUUGUCGCUUCAGUGUCCUUUCCCCGAAGCGGCGACCAGCGCGACCCCACAAUGCAGGUCACCCCGACACUAGUAAAGGGAAGGUUUGCAGGCUCCCUGUCCAGGGCUGGUUCCUGCCCUGCCAGGAUAGGAGGUCUUGGGUGUGUUUAUUGUAUUCUCAUGUUUGCGUUUUUAGAAAGUGGAUGGUUAAUAAAUAGCCUAAGUUUUAUAAUAAAAUCAUUUGAUACUCUUA